Molecule: messenger RNA, 1204 nt
Organism: Medioppia subpectinata
Lineage: Eukaryota; Metazoa; Arthropoda; Arachnida; Sarcoptiformes; Oppiidae
Source: the annotation of a GenBank genome assembly
UAACGCUGGAAAUAAUGCAUUAUUCAUAACAUCCGAUGAUAUGGUCUAUGGGUUGGGUCUUAAUACCAAUGGGUGUCUGGGUUUUGGACACAACAAUCCCAUACCAUCACCAGAACUGAUACCACAAUUAUGUAAUCAAAACAUACAAUACUUUGUCAAUGGAUUGGAUUUUGUAUUAGCAUCAAGGGAUGGUAUUUAUAAUAAGCAAUUCAAUGAGAUCUCGGCCAUAGGUUCGGGUGGUUUUGGGACAGUAUUUAAAGUAAAGCAUAGAUUGGAUGAUAAGAUAUAUGCCGUUAAAAGAGUCCUAUUUAAUGAUUUCAGUGAAGACAAGAAAAAUAAAGUGUUAAAUGAAGUGAAAAGUUUAGCAAAACUGGACUCAGAAUAUGUGGUAAAGUAUUACCACUCGUGGACUGAAUCCCAUUAUCUUUACAUUCAAAUGGAGUUUUGUUCGCAAAGUCUUAAAUCACUUCUAAAUGAUAAACACAUAGUCUUUGAGAGACAACCGGAAGAUGUGAUGAAAGUCUUUGAAUAUUUCGUUUUGUGUGAAAUAUUCAAAGAGCUCUUAGAAAGUGUCCAAUACUUACACGAAUGCAAACCACCGGUCAUUCAUCGGGAUCUCAAACCCGACAAUAUAUUGAUUGAACACAACGUUAGGUUCAAUCGAUGGGUCAAACUAUGUGACUUUGGUUUGGCCACCGAUCACGACAUGCCAUCCAUGAGCCACACGUCAAAUGUCGGGACUUCACAAUACAUGUCCAUUGAAGCCCAUCAGCGCCGCUACACAACCAAAGCAGAUAUCUAUAGCCUGGGAGUGAUUGCACAGCAUUUGUUUGACUUAUUCAAUAUUGAAAACCCGUUAGAAAAAUACAGUUUAACAACAUUUUCAGCCAAUUUUAACAAAUUAUAUGCAAUUAUUUGGUCAAUGGCUAAGUCUAUGGCUUACAAACGACCGACCAGUGGUCGAGUGCUACAGGAAUACAACGACUGGUCUAUCAAUAAAAUGAUUUAUUUAAAUCAUAAAAUGCCACAUUUCAUACUGGACUCAAAAUACGUGGUAAAAUCUAACCACUCAUCGCUUUCGUCCGAUAAUCUGUUCCUACAAAUGGAGUUCUGUUCCCAAAUAGGCAAACAUUUCAAGCAUAACGAGUGGUCUAUCGAUAAGACUGUUGUCACCAGUGAUCGAGUACUCGACGACUAUAACCAG